Messenger RNA from Kalmanozyma brasiliensis GHG001, 2256 nucleotides. RefSeq names its product GPI mannosyltransferase. Gene Ontology annotation, molecular function: alpha-1,2-mannosyltransferase activity. Gene Ontology annotation, biological process: GPI anchor biosynthetic process. The transcript has a single exon. Gene Ontology annotation, cellular component: endoplasmic reticulum membrane. Lineage: Eukaryota; Fungi; Basidiomycota; Ustilaginomycetes; Ustilaginales. The record is from RefSeq and is a predicted model, not a curated record. The coding region runs from base 1 to 2256 and encodes 751 amino acids.
AUGGAGCUUCGUCAUCGGUCACAUCUGUCAACAGCUGGAGAUGACUCGAGAUCGCCGCCAGUGUCGACCGCGCCAGCUCCGACAGUACCGCAGCGUUCGCCAGUAAACCACUUUGCACUCUUCUCCUUCCUUCUGGUCUUCCGCAUCCUGGUCGCCCUGGGCACAAGAACGUUCUUCCAGCCCGACGAGCACUACCAGACCACCGAGAUUGCGCAUCGCAUCGUCUUUGGCUAUGGCUUCAAGAGCUGGGAAUGGUCUUCUAGCAAUGACGUUUCUUCGCUCUCCAAAUCUUACUUCAGAGCUGCGCUGCGCAACCUGCUCCACGGACCGAUUCGCUCGAUCCUCCAUCCGCUACUCUUCGUGCCCGGCUACACGCUGCUCAAGCUGACAGGUCUCGAUCAGACCUCUCUGCUCGUCCUCUUCCCUCGGCUUCAACAAGCGGUGAUCGCAGCCGUCGGCGACCUUUACACGUUUCGACUAGCCAACCGCGUCGGUGGACCUGUCGUCGCAUGGCUUGCCACCCUCGUCAAUCUCUCCAACCUGUACACGCUGUUCACGGCAACGAGGACGUUAAGCAACUCGACCGAGGCGGCGAUUACAGCGGCGGCGCUCUUCUACUGGCCGUACGUGCCGUUCUUUUCGUCGCGCUUCGACGUCAAUACCUUCUCGACGGUCCAGGAGCGAGUGAAGCUGCAGGCGUUGCAAAGCCCAGGAUGCAUCUGGCAGCAGUCGGCUCCGAAAGAGACGUAUACGGACCUCAGCGACCAGACAGAGUACGACAGGGAUUUGGACCAGAAGCAGAUUUCGAGGCUCGUGUACGACCGGACGCUUCGAAAAAGUGUCGUGCUUGCGGCUCUGGCGUGUUUGUUGCGUCCGACGAGCGGAGUGCUGUGGGUGUUCCUGGCCGUGGAGCUGUUGGUGCGUCAAUUGCAUUGCCUUCACCCGAAAUCUUCACCUGCAUCCGGCGGCAAAGGCAAGCUCGGCGGCGAGGCGGAACAACAGGAAGGAUCGGUGCUUCCUCUGCUCGAACUCAUCGGCGAGGCUGGCAGCUUUGUCAACAUCCUUCUGACUACCGCUCUCGCCGCCCUUGGUCUCGCUCUCGCGGUCGACACGGCCUACGACUGUCUCGAGAACCAAGCACCGCGAGGCGGUCGGCUACUACCCGCGCUCAGCCUAGUCUCGUUCCUGCACAAGAACGUCGUCUCCAACAUCAGCAUCUUCUACGGCGCCAAUCCAUGGCAUUUCUACCUCUCUCAAGGUCUGCCCGUGCUCUGCACCACCUGGCUACCCGCAACGCUCUUCGGCCUGAUCACAGCACUGCAAGUCGACACAAACGCCGUGAUGCGACGGAGCCUGGGCGACAGUGCCAAGCGGUCGCUCGCAAAGCUCGUCUGCGUCACGAUGGCGCUCUACUCGCUGUUGGGCCACAAAGAGUUCCGCUUUCUCCAACCGCUUCUCCCUGCGCUCAGCGUGCUUGCUGCUAGCGGGCUUGCAGAAUCCUACGCGCGCGACCCGCAGUCGAUCGCGAGGCUACGCCAAUCAGCAACCCCACCCAAACAGCUAUGGCGAUCGCUCAACGUGCUGCCGUUCUGGCUUCGCGCUGUUCUCCUUACCUUUCAACCAAUGGCCGCGGUGUACCUGAUCACCGUCCAUUCCGUCGCCCAAGAACAAGUGCCGUAUAAGCUCGGCCAGCUGUACCGCCAACAACAGCUCUCGCCUCCCACGGAACCCGUCGAGUUUGGUCCGGACUUUGGUCGAAUUCACAACCUGGGCUUCCUCAUGCCGUGCCACUCGACGCCGUGGGCGACGCACCUGCAUGACCAACAGCUGGUCGAGCGUAGCUGGUUCAUCGAGUGUCCCCCACCCCCUUCCUCGAUGACGCCAGCACAGAAGGGGAGGGAAUACUGGGAUCAGAGCGACUUUUUCUACCAUGACCCGAUCCGGUAUCUCGUCGACCGCUUCCCGUACAAUGUCGACACGACCUAUCCCUCCGCGCCUGACCCGAUUAGGGGGGCUGGGGAGAAUCCUUGGGAUAAAGGCUGGAGACAUUCCUGGCCAAGCCAUUUGGUCGUCUUUGAGAGUCUGUUGAAGGAAGGGACGCGGAAAGCGGGGCACACGAGGACGCUGAAGAAUCUACUGAGCUUGAAAGGGUACAGAGAGGUGGGGAGGUAUUGGAAUACGCCCAAGCACGAGGAUCCCAGGAGGGACGGGGAUAUCGUCGUGCUCGCGUACAAGGGCCCGCAGUCGCAUCGCUAG